Molecule: messenger RNA, 861 nt
Organism: Cricetulus griseus (Chinese hamster)
Lineage: Eukaryota; Metazoa; Chordata; Mammalia; Rodentia; Cricetidae
Source: RefSeq, a predicted model, not a curated record
GCGCUCUCGGGCGCAGCCGCCCCCGUGGUAGCCUCGGACCGGUAGGGGAAAUGCCCUCGGCGGUUUGCUUCGCUCUGUAGAGGAGCGAUGGGGAGGCGUUGGGCCUGGCCUGAGGUAGGAGGGAGCCCAGCUGUCGCUGCUUGUGCCUGAGCCGUGAUGCUCGUGUGGGCCCUACUCUCCGCGGUGCUCUGGUCUGUCGCAAGAGUUGGAGCGCUACGUUCUUCUUUAUUCAGCAAGAAAGGCUUUGUUUACGGCUCGAUAGAAAACCCAGUGAAAAUAUAUGUAAAGUUACAUCAGGAUUCCCCUAUCCUUUUUUGUAUGGAUGUUAAUCGUGCUAGUAAAGAAACAGUGGACCCCACCUACUUAUGGAUUGGGCCAAAUGAAAAUACAUUAACAGAGAAUGGCCAAAUAAACUUAACAAAGGAAGGAGCACUGAUAGUGAAAGAUUUUAUGGAAUCAUUAUCUGGACUUUACACAUGUACUCUUUCCUAUAAGACCAUCAAAGCAGAAACCCAAGAAGAAACAACAAUAAAGAAGAGAUAUGACUUUUUGAUCUUUGCCUAUCGGGAACCUGAUUAUUCUUACCACAUGGCUGUGCGCUUUACCACAAAGUCUUGUGUAGGAAGAUAUAAUGACCUGCUCUUUAGAGUGCUGAAGAAAAUCUUGGAUAAUUUAAUCUCUGAUUUGUUGUGCCAUGUCAUAGAACCAUCAUAUAAGUGCCAUUCUGUUAAAAUUCCAGAGAGUGACUUCGUGAAUGAGCUAUUCAUAGCCUUUCAAGUGAACCCUUUUGCACCAGGCUGGAAAAGUGUCUGCAAUGACUCUAUAGACUGUGAAGAUGCCACUAACCGUAACAUCCUCGAG